Molecule: messenger RNA, 1014 nt
Organism: Ogataea philodendri
Lineage: Eukaryota; Fungi; Ascomycota; Pichiomycetes; Pichiales; Pichiaceae
Exons: 3
Coding region: 1-1014 (337 amino acids)
Source: RefSeq, a predicted model, not a curated record
AUGAACUCGUCGUUGUCGGAGAUGUCGAAUGUGCGUUUGAGCUUGUUGGAGAGCGCAAUGGCCCGUUUCUGGACGAGCUGGUUGUUGUCGAACUCGGACAGUCGCUUUGCAACCGAGAACUCGAACCUGGAUCGGGCUUUGCGGAUCUGUCGUGGGGGAGAGUGUGGUGCUGGUGGUUUGGUGUUUUCAUUAAUGGUCAAAUCGAGCGGCGAGGGCGAAUUUGCAAGACAGGUCUGGUCGUCCUCGUCAUCAGAGACGUUAUCGGAGUCAAUAUUGGGGAACUCUUCGUUGUCUUCAGAGUGUUCGUCUGUGGGGACAUCUUCCGGGGCGAUCUGUUGCUCUUCGCCUUCGAGGUCCUCGAAUCCCGCGGCAGAUAAUUUCGGGGUCACCACUCUGGACACCGAUUUGGACCGCGGUUUGUGGGGCGAUGUUCGUCUCGAGAUCGACGUGAUCAGACGGUGCGGUGACAGCGCAAAAUGUCGCUUGGAAGGACUGUGCAGCUCUGUCUGCGAAUCCCUGCGCGUGAGACGUUCUUCCGGCUCCAAGAUCAACGGCGUCACCGACCUCGACUGCGUGCUGGACACUUCUUCACUCGGCUCGAACAACGACCCUUGGAUCGGGCUGUUGAACCCAAACCGCGGAUCGACAACGUAUCUGAUGGGUGUCAACAAGGCGAAGAAGUUCCACGAUAAACAGAACGUGGUGAUUCCGGGAAGAAGUAGUGUUGGGAUCCGAAGCGCGAAAACUACUCUGAACGGGUUCACCCCAAUCAGUUUGAACUUUUUCGAUGUUUCCUGUUUCCAUUUGACAAACUUGACCUCGGGAGUGGUUUCCUUCAGGAAGAAGUACGCCAGUAGGAAAACCGCAGCGGUGAUUCCUGCUUGGACCCAGAAAAUGAUCCGCCAGGAAGCAUACGUGAUGAUGAUGCCCGAUAUCACGGGAGCGAACGCACUGGCAGACAGUGUGCCAGCCAAACAGCAGCUCAACGCGGUGGAUCGCUCUGUUGGCUGGUAA